AUGUGGAGGCUCAAGGUGUCCGAGGGUGGCGGCCCGUGGUUGCGAUCAGUGAACAACUUCCUCGGCAGGGCUGUGUGGGAGUUCGACCCCGACUACGGCACGCCGGCGGAGCGCGCCGAGGUCGAGAGGGUGCGCCGGGAGUUCACCCAGCGCCGCUUCGAGAAGAGGGAGUCGCAGGAUCUUCUUAUGCGCAUGCAGUAUGGAGAAAAAAAGCAUCUUCAGGUGGAUCUUCAAGCUCUCAAGCUUGUAGAUAGUGCACAAGUCACGGAACAGACUUUAUUAACAUCAUUGAGGCGAUCACUUUGUCAUCACUCUGCUUUGCAAGCACACGAUGGGCAUUGGGUUGGCGACUUUAGUGGAAUUAUGUUCAUUAUGCCUAUCCUGAUAUUUUCUCUACAUGUUACCGGAACACUAAAUAUUGUGCUAUCAAGAGAACAUCGACGUGAGAUUUGUCGUUAUAUUUACAACCACCAGAAUGAAGAUGGCGGUUGGGGAACACAAGUAUUGGGACAGAGCACCAUGUUUGGAUCCUGCUUAAACUAUGUUACCUUAAGGCUUCUUGAGGAGGUGGAUAAUGAUGCAUUGAUCAACGGGCGUGCUUGGAUUCUAUCACGUGGAAGUGCAACCGCUAUACCACAAUGGGGAAAGAUAUGGCUCUCGGUGGUUGGUUUAUAUGAAUGGCCAGGAAACAAUUCAAUCAUUCCCGAGUUAUGGCUUGUGCCACAUUUUCUUCCAAUUCAUCCAGGACGAUUCUGGUGCCUUACUCGGUUGGUUUAUAUGCCAAUGGCUUACCUUUAUGGAAAGAAGUUCGUUGGGCCAAUUACACCAAAGAUACUAGCAAUAAGAGAUGAGCUCUAUAGUGUACCAUACCGUGACAUUGAUUGGAACAAAGCACGUGAUACAUGUGCUAAGGAAGACCUUCGCUAUCCACGAUCAUUGUUGCAAAAUAUUAUUUGGACUUGUCUUAAUAAAUUUGUAGAACCAAUACUGAAUUGUUGGCCCAUUAACAAGUUAAGAGAUAUGGCGUUGAAGAACCUCAUGAAACAUAUACAUUAUGAAGAUGAAAGUACUAAAUACAUUGGUGCAUGUCCGAUAAACAAGGCACUAGAUAUGAUUUGUUGUUGGGUUGAGGAUCCAAAUUCAGAUGCACUGAAGUUGCAUAUUCCAAGGAUCUAUGAUUAUUUUUGGCUUGCAGAAGAUGGCAUGAAAGCACAGGUGUACGAUGGUUGUCCAAGCUGGGAGCUAGCUUUUAUUGUUCAAGCAUAUUGCUCAACUGGCCUUGCUAAUGAGUUUGGUCCAACACUACGAAAAUCCCACGAGUUCAUUAAAAAUUCACAGAUUCUAGAGAACCAUCCCGACAGCGAAUUUUUUUAUCGCCAUAGAUCAAAAGGUUCAUGGACACUCUCAACAAGGGAUAAUGGGUGGUCUGUAUCAGAUUGUACUGCGGAAGCACUUAAGGCAUUACUUAUGUUGUCAAAGAUCUCUCCUCAUCUUGUUGGGGAUCCCAUAAAAGGAGAAAGGUUGCAUGAUGCAGUGGAUUGCUUACUUUCUUUUAUGAAUAAAGAUGGCACAUUUUCAACUUAUGAGUGCAAGAGAACUACACCUUUACUAGAGGUUUUAAACCCUUCUGAAAAUUUUCUAAACAUUAUCGUCGAUUAUCCAUCUGUCGAAUGUACAUCAUCCGUUCUUCAGGCUCUAAUAUUGUUCAAAGAGCUUUACCCGGGGUACCGCAAGGAAGAGAUAGGAAAAUGUAUUAAAAAUGCCUCCAAGUUUAUUGAGGAUAAACAGCGAAAGGAUGGCUCAUGGUUUGGUACUUGGGGUAUAUGUUUCACUUAUGGAACAUUCUUUGCUGUACAAGGAUUAAUUGCUUCUGGAAGAACUUAUGAAAAUAGUUCUUCUAUAAGGAAAGCAUGCAAUUUUCUAUUGUCAAAGCAACUAAGCACAGGCGGAUGGGGAGAAACUUAUCUUUCCAGUGAAAAUGAGGCUUAUGUGGAAGCCAUUAGUCCUCAUGCGGUGAACACUGCUUGGGCAAUGUUGGCUUUGAUUUUUGCAGGGCAGGUUGAACGAGAUCCCACACCACUGUAUCAUGCUGCAAAAGAGGUUAUGAAUAUGCAACUAGAGACUGGAGAGUUUCCCCAGCAAGAACAUGUUGGAUGCUUCAACUGCUCCAUAUACUUCAAUUACGGCAACUAUUGCAACUUAUAUCCCAUUUGGGCUCUUGGAGAGUUUCGUUGUCGCCUACUUGCGUCAGAGAAAAUUGAGGGAAAUACUUCAAUCUCUUAG
Hordeum vulgare subsp. vulgare (domesticated barley) is the source of this 2283-nucleotide messenger RNA. RefSeq names its product achilleol B synthase-like. The transcript is spliced from 18 exons. Bases 1 to 2283 code for a protein of 760 amino acids. The record is from RefSeq and is a predicted model, not a curated record. Gene Ontology annotation, molecular function: intramolecular transferase activity. Gene Ontology annotation, biological process: triterpenoid biosynthetic process. NCBI's taxonomy places the organism in Eukaryota, Viridiplantae, Streptophyta, Magnoliopsida, Poales, Poaceae. Gene Ontology annotation, cellular component: lipid droplet.